Cololabis saira (Pacific saury) is the source of this 3294-nucleotide messenger RNA. RefSeq names its product chemokine (C-X-C motif) receptor 3, tandem duplicate 1 (gene cxcr3.1). Gene Ontology annotation, biological process: inflammatory response; chemotaxis; regulation of leukocyte migration. NCBI's taxonomy places the organism in Eukaryota, Metazoa, Chordata, Actinopteri, Beloniformes, Belonidae. Gene Ontology annotation, molecular function: C-X-C chemokine receptor activity. The record is from RefSeq and is a predicted model, not a curated record. The transcript has 3 exons. The coding region runs from base 86 to 1189 and encodes 367 amino acids. Gene Ontology annotation, cellular component: membrane.
UCGCUGGUAUUAGCAACGUUGGAUUCAUUUACGACAUACAGCCGUAUCACCUACUGCACCUGAUAAUUACAUUUUGGUGUCCAUAAUGGGAGAUAGCGAUAACUGGUGGGAUGACUUGGUAGAUUAUUUCCCUGACAACUAUUCCAGUGACUCCUAUUGCUGCGAGGGCGGCGAUGUUUGUGACCUGGGUAAUGAGACGGCUUUUGAAGCAGCAUACAUCCCAGCACUGUACUCUGUUGCAUUCGUGGUGGGUAUCCUGGGAAACGGGAUACUGCUGGGGGUGCUGUUUCAGAGCAGGAAGAAUUGGAGCGUGACUGACACCUUCAUCCUUCACCUGAGCGUGGCAGAUGUCCUGCUCCUUGUCACACUGCCUCUCUGGGCUGCACAGUCAGCGGAGGAGUAUGGAUGGACAUUCUCUGAUCCUCUCUGCAAGAUCACGGGGACUGUUUAUACGGUCAACUUCUACUGUGGGAUCUUCCUCCUGGCCUGCAUCAGUCUGGACCGCUAUCUGUCCAUCGUCCAUGCCACUCAGAUGUACUCCCGCAGGAAGGCUUGGGCCGUUCAAACCAGCUGCUUGGGGGUGUGGCUCUUCUCCCUGAUCCUCUCGAUCCCUGACUGGAUCUUUUUAGAGGUUGUGUAUGAUGACAGACGAACAAGAUCAGAGUGUAUCCGUAACUACGGCAAAUUUGGGUUAGACAAAAUGCCUACGUUGCAACUGGCAUCGCGCCUGCUCUACCACAUAGUUGGCUUUCUGCUUCCUUCUGCUGUCCUGGUCUUCUGCUACUCCUGCAUCCUACGGCAGCUGCGGUGCGGAAACCAGGGCCUCCAGAAGCAGAGAGCUUUCAGAGUCAUUAUAGUCGUGGUGGUGGCUUUCUUCAUCUGCUGGACUCCAUACAAUAUCACUCUCAUGGUAGACACGCUCAGUCAAGGAAAUGACACCCAGACCUGUGGAGUCAGAACAACGCUGGAGAAAGCGAAGACAGUGACUUCCUCCUUUGGUUACCUGCACAGCAGCCUCAAUCCCAUCCUGUACGCUUUUGUGGGGGUGAAGUUCCGGCGUCAGCUGCUGAACAUCUUGAGGUCUUUGGGCUGCAAGCUGAAGCCAAGCACCAAAAUCCAAAAGACUAUCCACAGGAAAAGCUCUCUUUGGUCCGAGUCUGGCGACACCUCUAACACCAUUGCAAUCUGAAGAAAACGUGAAAACAGAGAUACAAACAAGUGAACAUGCAAUCCUGGAGUCAGUGUCCCACUUUUUAUAUUAUGUAAGUAUUUGAACAGGUAGAGUAAUUAUUAGUGACUUCCUGCCACUGACACCUGCACUUCCUACAGUGAUACAAUAGUUCAUUUCUGAUUUCCAGGCUGCAUUGUAAAAUGAAUAAUUGAGUGAAAAGUAAUUACUGCAGCGAGAGACAAUUUGGUCCUUUUAAGGUUUUUAAAUUGUCUACUAUGUAUAUUUUAUCAGUUAUAUUUCUUAAUGUUUUCACACAUUUUGCUUAAGUGCACAGGACUUUUCACCUUACAGCAAGACCCCAGCACAGUAAAGGAAAUUUAAGAAAACUUAACUCAUUGUUCAGGCUUUCAGAGAAGGAACUUUCUGAAGAAAGAUGAUCUCAAUCACAUAUCAAAGCCAUUGAAGCUGUAGUUACUUGCUGAAAUCUUCUGCUUUUCCUAAUAUAUUCCACAUUGGGGCAUUUAAAGCCUCGCACCUACGCAUACAUACAUUUUUGAGACAUGCUUCAUUGUGUGGGGAGGGAAUACUAUACCAGACAAGACCGAGUUUGCUCUCAAGUUUGCAAAGGAUCAGGGAGAAGAGCAACACCCCCAAGCAGCAAGUUUGCAAACUCAAGUCAGAUAGAUGAAUCCAAGGUGGAGGAGAACAAUCUGAUCGGCCUCGCUGGGAAGCGAGGCAAGGCUGAUUUGUGGUUCCGCGUUACACCAACGCAGAGCCUACGCCGUAGGGUACGCCGUCGAUUUAACGCUGAACCAUAAUUCAGGCUUUCGACCAUGCAGUUAGAGAAAUAACAGGCAGAAAACAGGUGAAUCGUUCAGUUGCGGCUACAAGCACCAAAAUUGGCACACAUACUCCUUAGGGGUUGCUCUUUUGAUAAAACCAUUGUGCCAAAAAAAACACACACAAAACCUCUAACAAUACUAAAGUAUACACUGCCAUCCAUUUUACCAGUGUCAAACAUAACAAAAAAAAACUCAAAUUUUGUAGAAUAUUUGGAUUCUGGGACUGAUAUAUGGUACAAGGAAGCCAAAGUGUAAGUCCAUGGGUCCAAAUUUAGAUUCUACAUAGUGAAAAGGUUAUAAUUUGACACCAAGAUCAUUCCAAUAGAACAACUCUAUUGGAUUUUAUUGCGAAAUGCAAUAUUACUGUAUAUUCGAUGGUGUCCAUCUUGAAAAAAGGCCGCCAUCUUUUUUUUUUUCUGGCACAAUGGUUUUAUCAAAAGAGCAACCCCUAAUGAGUAUGUGUGCCAAUUUUGGUGCUUGUAGCCGCAACUGAACGAUUAUUCCUGUUAUUUCUCUAACUAAUGUGACCGAAAGCGCUCGAAGCCAACGCAGCCCCGAGGCUUGUAAAACAGCGCCGCCUGGUGGCCAGCAGCCGCUCUGCAUGGGUCAGCUUUGAGCGCCUGUAACAGAUUCAAACACACUGGAGAUUCAGCUGGAGCCGAUCUCAACUUGACUCUCUGGCCUUGAAACUCUUUAAGCUACUUUUCGGGUCACGAAAGGACCCGUGAAUCUCAGAGAGGAACGCUUUUCCUCAUGGAGUGACCAAUCUCAUCAUCAGACGUCUCUCAUGAAUGCAUUAAGGCCGGAUGUCUUUAGCUGGAUUCCUGAAGAUUGUGAAGGAUGGAUCAGAAAGGUUUUUUCCCAUGUGCAUUGCAAAAGACAGAAUGAGGUUGGAUGAUGAUGAUACCCUGUCUUUUAUAGUGAAGUAAUUCCAUGAGAACUUGUCUUUUAUUGUGAUUUAUCAUAUGUAUAUAGUCUGCAUAUUCAACAUACUUAACUUUGCAUUACAUGUAUAAUUACUUUGCAUUUAAUUCUUCACAUAUGGAAUUGCUCUGUAUGAAAAUAAAACUCAGUGAAGCAAAUAACAGCAUUUCAAACCGAUUUAUGUGAUUUGCAAUAAUGCAAGGACAACAGUUACACAUGGAGUUUGUGAUGCUUCCUAUAGACCAUGAUGAGAAGCACAUAAUUUGGCAACUUGGUAUUUUAUAAAGAAUAAUCAAAGCAGUUAUACAGCAACAUUGUGGAUGUGAAAUAAACCGCUUUGGUGAGCUGCAGAGAGAU